Molecule: messenger RNA, 582 nt
Organism: Guillardia theta CCMP2712
Lineage: Eukaryota; Cryptophyceae; Pyrenomonadales; Geminigeraceae
Exons: 9
Coding region: 1-582 (193 amino acids)
Biological process (GO): sterol biosynthetic process
Cellular component (GO): endoplasmic reticulum
Molecular function (GO): sterol 24-C-methyltransferase activity
Source: RefSeq, a predicted model, not a curated record
AUGAUUGGAAUCUAUGACUCCCUCCAACGUCUAGAUCUCAGGGAGAACUCAAAUCUUCUCGAGGUCUGCAUUGGUCCUGGCGUUGGUCUCGAAGAAGCUCUACGAUACCAAGGAGUGAAGGUCAUCGGCGUUGACGUCUCCAAGGACAUGGUGGAACUGAGCAGUUCCAAAAUCGCUCAGCAUAUACAGGAUGGAAGGGCGAAAGUUGUUCUUGGGGAUGUUCACAACCUUUCUUUCAUCGAAAGCAACAGCAUCGACAGGAUCUUCCACAUGAACUGCUGCUAUUUCUGGGAAGAUGUAGAGCAAGCGUUGAAGGAGCUCCUCAGGGUGCUGAAGCCAGGAGGAAAGAUGCUCUCGGCAAUGAAAUAUAGAGCCAUCAAGAAGGGAAACCAUGACCCUGCCAUCUUCAAAAACACGGAUCCAGAGUCUUACUUGAAAUCCCUUGAGAAGGUUGGCUUCGUCAACAUCGAAAGCAGUCCGGUUCAACUGCAGUCUGGCUGCACCGGCAUCAACGCCAAGUUGGGAUGCCCCGUCAGCUCACGGAUGCACUACACAGCCGUCUUCUCCUCAAAGACAAGCUAA